This is a messenger RNA of Chlamydomonas reinhardtii, 5736 nucleotides long. RefSeq lists its product as uncharacterized. Gene Ontology annotation, molecular function: voltage-gated potassium channel activity. The record is from RefSeq and is a predicted model, not a curated record. Bases 387 to 5618 code for a protein of 1743 amino acids. Lineage: Eukaryota; Viridiplantae; Chlorophyta; Chlorophyceae; Chlamydomonadales; Chlamydomonadaceae. The transcript is spliced from 18 exons. Gene Ontology annotation, biological process: potassium ion transport.
GCGCCACAAUUGUUCACCUGCACCUGGGUUAAAUGCAGGACAACCGAACGGCAAACGCUCUCGACUCUGCUUUGUCUUUUACUUAGGUAGACGAUUAUUUGAUAAAGGAGUUUGGACAAUUGGUUGUAUGAAGAGAGCUCGGCAGGGUCGAGCCGAAUUCCAGACACUGGCAGGGUUUGAUACCUCCUAGCUGUACAAGAAUGGGCUCAUUAGGAAGGAAUAAUGCGAAAUCUUUUGAGCCUCACGUAGACACAACUGGAGACGGCCGAGAGGACGAUGACAGGCACACGGAAGGGCGACCCUGGCACGAGGCGCCUUUUGCGGGCGCCUGUGAGCCCGGACAUGUUGAUGCAGCGCUCAAUAAGUUCUCCCUCAAACUGGAGGACAUGGCCGCAAAUGUCGCACGGGCACGUGGCGCGCCACGGCGGAAUCCCUUCCGCCGCAUCCAGCACCAGAAGAAGCAGAAGCACCUCCAGAAGUCUUACAGCCAGUACAACCUGUCCCACCUUGAUAGUUCUGCGGGUGAAAGCUCAAGCAGCAAGAAGCGCAAGCACUUGGGUGGUGUGUAUGGGCUGCUGGCACGCCACAUCGACGUGCCCCAGCACCUGAUGGACAAGGCACAGGAGAUGGCGGAGGGCCGCCCGCCGACCUUCUUCAGCAGGCGCUCGCUGCUGGGCCUGCCCAUGCUGCACCCCUACUCGCGCGUGUCGGUGGCGUGGCGUGCCGCCAUGUUGGUGUUCGAUCUCACGUUCACCGCCUUCUGGGUCCCCCUCAACAUCGGCUUCUGUUACAGCAAUUACGGCAACCUGGCGGCGCCGUGCACGCAGUCGGACCUGGCGGGAGGCAUUGUGUACGUGUCCAACUGGCUCAUGGGCUUCCUCAUGGGCGCUGUGCUCAGCAACGGCUCCAAGCGGGCCGUGUGUGUGGACGGGCGGCUGGUCACGUACGCCUAUGUGGCGUACGGCAAGUUCGCGAUGGACCUGCUGGCCAGCAUUCCCUUCUUCGUGCUGGUGGGGACCAUCGCCAGCGGCGGUGGGAGCGGCGAGACGCGGCUGCUGAGCCUGCUGAGCCUGCUGCGGCUGGUGCGCAUGCUGCGGCUGGUCAACACAGUCAAGGUUGUGUACCAGGACUCGCUGUCGGGGCACUACCGCAUGUCGUUCAUCACCCGCACCGUAUCGGUGUCAGCCAUGUACCUGCUGCUGCUGGGGUUCCAGUUUGCGGUGGUGGUCAACAUGUGCGCCAGCCUCAUGAUCAUGCUGGCGGCCUUCUACGGCUACGAGAACACCUGGCAGGACAGCCUGGGCUGGUGGUGGGGCAGCUGGGAAGACCUGCAACCAGUGGGGCUGUGGUACAAUGCAGUGUACUGGGUCAUCACCGCGCUGACCACCACGGGCGCCGGCCAGGCUCCGCGUCAGGCUGGCGAGCAGGUGGUUUCCAACUUCUGCUCCGUGUACGGCAUGGUGUUCAACGGUCUGGUGGUUGGCGUGGUGGGCCGCGCGCUCAUGCAGGCCACGGGCGACGCCAGCAACCUGUACCUGAGCCGCAAGAAGGUGGGGCUGGUGUCCAGCUGGGCCGACACGCGCCACCUGCCGCCCAGCGUCAAGAAGGAGCUGCAGGUGUACUUUGCUGACAGCGAGUUGGCGCGCGGCGAGUUCGGCUUCGAGGCGGGUGUGAUCGAGGGCCUGCCCACCACCCUGCGGCGGCAGGUGGUGGCGUACGUGGUGCGGCCGCUGGUGGACAAGGUGCACAUCCUGUCCGCCGCCGAGCACGAGUUGCGCGACCUCAUCGCCACCAUGUUCAGACCGCUGGACGUGCCGCCGGGCCACGACCUGUGCCGCCAGGGCCACCUGGCCGAUCGGCUGUGGCUGGUGGAGUGGGGCACGGUGGUGGCGCUGCGGCACAAGGAGCAGGAGGCGCACCCCACCACCGGCAUGACGUGCCUGCUGGGCGAGGGCGUGCUGCUGCGCGGGGUGAUGGACGUGGCGGCGGUGCGGCCGUGGACGCUGCGCACCAGCAGCGCCUGUCGCCUGUGGGAGCUGGCGUGGGAGGACCUGGAGCCGCUGCUGCGCGUGUACCCGCGCCUGCAGAGCAUCGCGUUGCAGUACAUCAAGGACCGCCUCAUCCGGGCGCUGGACGGCAUCCCGCAGCGCGACACGGCCUGGUGUGAGCUGGUGGCUGUGCUGAGCCGCAUCCUCAAGCAGCCCGCGCAGCUGGACCAGGCCCGAGACAACCUGGAGGCGCUGGAGCAGUCUCGUGAGGAGGACGGCUCGCUGCCGGCGCUGCUGAGCAGCUGGCUGGAGGCGGGCAUCAGCACCACCCUGGAGCUGGGGGCCACAGGGGCGCAGAAGAGGGGCCUGGUCACCAUGUCCAUCAUGUUGGCCCGCCAGUCCAAGGACGCGCUGGGGGCACCUUCGACCGCCCUGUCAGGGCCCUACCCGCCCUACGCCAACCACCCGCUCGGUGCCCCCUCCCUGGCGCUGCUACCCCGCUACGGCGGCGGCGGCGGCGGCCCGGGCGGCGGCGGGUUCCGCCGUGGCGGCACCGGCGCCAGCGGCCUGGCGGCCCAGUCGGUCGGCUUGGGCAUGCUGCUGCCGGGCGGCACCACCGCCGCAACGCUGCAGCGGGAGCCCAGUGCAGGCGCGCCCGGGCUUACUGGGUUUGGCGGCGGCAUGGGUAGUGGGAGCGGUCUGGGGGCGUCGAGCGUGGAGCUUCCCACACCGGUCGAGGCCGAGGGCGAGGAGGAUGUGCACGCACCGGUGCAGGCGCAGCGGCUGUGGCAGGGUAAGUCCGAGGCCGCUAGCUCUCCAGCAUCCACAGCAGCCGCACGCGGUCAUGGCGGCGCCCGCCGCUCGCGGUCCUUCACGUCCUGCAGCGCACACGCCAGCGGCACGCCGACGCCGCCGUCGCGAGGAUCGCAGCCGCCGCCGGGUGGCUUGCCGUCGUCGCCCAUGCAGAUAGCGCUGUCGUCGGCGCUGCUGCAGCCGUCGCGGCCGCCGCCGACGCCCUCGCGUCUGGCCAUCAGCUCGCGCCAGCACCACUCGCACAACCUCCUAGGCAGCGAGGCCACCGGCGGCGACACGGAAACGGGCGCGGCGGCGCGGGCUGGAGGUGCAGCCGCCGUGGCUGCUGGUGGCGCCAGGCCAGGCCGACCUGGACCAGCAGACAGCUACGCGCGUAGCCCUCUGGGCGGCAGGCCCCCGCCGCGACGGUCGUUCUCUGAGGACGGCGCGGCGGACGCGGCGCGCGCGCGCGUGGCGGCAGCAGCCGCGUCAGGAGCCACUGCCUCGGCUGCUGCAGCUGACGAGACAGUGGAACAGGCGCGAGCUGAGUUUCGGCCGCCUCUGCAGGCACCGCAGCCGCCGCAGUCGCCGCAGCUGCCGUCGCAAAGGUCACCUUUCCUCUCCCACCCCGAUGAGGCAGCGCGCCUGGACAGCGCCGGCAGCGGCAGCCGCCGCGGCGGGCCGCCGUCUUGGGUGUUGAAUCCAAUGGCUGAAGGGGAGCCGCUACCCCUGGGGGAAGUGGAGGGAGAUGCAGAAGCGCUGGUGCUGGCAACGGCGACGCCAGAGGGGCUGGGGCUGGCGACGGUGACGCCAGAGGCGCUGGGGCUGGCCGCGGACGUGGCCGCUUCUGCAGCGGCGGCGGAGGCGCAGCGUUCACAGGCGGGGCAGGGCAUGGCCAUGUCACCGGCGGCGUCGACGUCGGGGAUGGAAGGGACGGUCAGCACAGCGCCGGACAGUCCACAGCGCAGCGAGCCGGAGGAGCGCCUGUCUGUCAUCGCGCACACCAGCCGAGCGUUUGGUGUGGUAGACGCCGGCGGCGUGCCGCUAGUGGGAGCCGCGCCGGCGGCGGCGCCGCAGCACGCAAGGCCUCCGCGGGUGCCCUCCGUCGGCACCAUCGGGGCGCCGCUGGCGGCGGGUCAGCAGUCCCAGUCACGUAUCGGGGGGCCUCGCCGCACAGUGACGGAGGCCUCACUGACCUCACCACGACGGCAGCAGCCGACGGCCCCCUCCUGGCAUCCGGCGGCGGCGGCGGCACCAGCACCCGCUCUCAGCCGCGCCGACUCUUUUACAGCCGGCGCGCCGCCGGCGCUUGCCCACGCCGCAGGCGGCGCCCGGUCAGGCCACGUGCGAUUCUUUCGCUCGUUCAGCCUCGCAGCCGGCAACCCGGGCAUCGCGGCUGUCAGCGUCGGAGCAGCUGCCGCCGAUGCCGACAGCAGCCAUCUUAUGGACCGGCUGCGGGCGGCGAGGGAGCGGGCCAACAGCCUCAGCCGCCGCCGGGUGCACUCUGCGGAGUUAGCUCCUGGGGACCUGUUGAGCCAGGCGGACCAGGCAGCGGCCCCCAGCCGGGAGCUCAACCGCAGCACCGGAGACGGCGCGGACGGCGCCGAUGGCGCCGGCAUCGUCGUCAGAGGCGGCGGGGGCGAUGACGAUGACUGCGAACGUGGCGACGCACCGCCGUACUACCGCACGGGCACGGGGAUCAGCAGCGUCAGCGGCAUGGCGGAGAGCGCCGCCGCCGCCGCGGCGGCGGCGGACCGGCCUGAUGGCCUGGUCCCCAGUGCGUCUGGCCGCAGUGUGCGACUGGCGACGGCGCCGCUGCCGGGCCGCGUGUCGGCGCUGCUGGCGCGCAGCGGCACGCCGCCGCGGGCGCCGUCGAGCUCAGGCGUCAGCGGUGUUAGUUAUGGUGGUGGUAGCGGCGGGUUGCUUGGCAAAAGCGGCGGUGGCCUCGUGUCGCCGCGGUCGCGAUCACCAGGCCCGGGAGACGCCGGCCCGGGCAGCGGCGUUGGGGCGCCUGUCACUGCUGUGGCGGCUGGCGCUAGCGUGGCGGCAGCGGCAGCAAACGCUGCAGGUGGCGGCGGCGGCUGCACGGGACCAGCCCAAUGCCCCACAUGCGGGAAGUGCACCUGUGCGGUGUGCAAGAGCCGCGCGGUCGCCGCAGCGCAGGCGCUGGAGGCAGGCGCAGCGGUGGUGGCCGCGCCGCCAGUCCGUGCAUCGGGGCCGCCGCGUGGCGCUUCAGGCGUGGCGCUGGCCGAUGGGUCCUCUCGAGGACCGUCGUCCGCCCCGCGCGGCGUGUGGGGCCCCGCGGGCGCGCGCCUUGCCAAUUCCAACAUCGGGCGCCCAUCCCUGGACCUGGCGCCCUCCGCUCGCGCCUGGGCAGCCGCCAACGCAAACAGCACUGCCAGCAGUACCGCUACCGGCACCGCGCCUGCCGGCGCAACGGGCGUAGCGGGCACGUCGGCUCCGGGCGCGGUCAAGGGCCCCAGCAACAGCAGCGUUGCCGGGCACGUCGCCGCCACUGCCGCCGCCGCUGCGCAGUUCGCCGCGUUCGCCUCGGAGGCACCCGGGCCGUCCAUGGGUGUGCUGCCACCAGCCAUGGCCUACGCCAGCCGCCGCGGCGGCCGCGGCGGCGGCUCGGACGCCGCGCAAUGGUCGCAAGGUCCUAGCGGCUUCCUCAUGUCUACUGGCGGCACUGUGGGCGGCGGAGGCGGCGGGACCGGCAGCGGCGGCGCGGAGAGCCGGCGGGCCAGCCGCGGCACGGACACGUGGCGGGGGCACGCGCCUGGCCAGGCGGCUAUGGACCUCGUGGCGCCGUCUGUGACCCUCGCGCCGUACUUUUAGGCUUUCGUCGCGUUUGGUGGUGGCUCUAAGGGGUGGAUUAAACUUGCUUGGUGCGGUGGCAUCGUAUGCGAUUGGGCUGAUGCGGGACAGCGGGAAGCCGAGGGAUGUCAGUAAGGGU